CUGGUUCCAGCAGUGUUCCUGACCACCUUAAGGCCCCUGCCCUCCCAUGUGCCAACCCCCAAAGCCCCUGCCUGCCCCUAUUGACUCUGCCUGCUGCAGAGUUUGAUUUCAGUGACCAUCUCCUCCCUACCAAAUGCUUGCCUGCCCCAGAGCUGGGGCCCAGUGCCCUUGCCUGCCGUGAGAUCUACCUACGGUGCCUCUGCUUGCUACUGAGUGUCAAGAGAUCUACCAUAUGCAGUUUCAGCUCCUUGGGAAAGAGAAUGGCACAAGCAGAUGAUUUUCGACUGACCUACUAUGGAGGAACCCCAUAUGAAGUGCUGGAGUUGCCUAAGGAAGCAACACAUGAAGACAUCAAGAAAGCCUAUAGGAAAUUGGCCCUGAGGUACCACCCAGACAAGAAUCCAGGAAACCCUAUAGCGGCAGAGCGGUUCAAAGAGAUCAAUGCAGCCCAUUCGAUACUCCAAGAUCCCUAUCAGCGCCAGAUCUACAAUGAUUAUGGUUCCUUGGGCCUGUUUUUGGCUAACCGAUAUGGCAUAGAAACUGUCAAAAUCUAUUUCAUUGUGUCUUCAUGGUGGUUCAAGAGCCUGGCCUUCUUAUGCACACUUCUUACUUGUUGCUGCUGCUGUUGCUGCUGCUGCUUUUGCUGUGAGAGUACUAAAUUUGAAAGUGAUUCAUGGAAUCUAGAGACACACCUUCCAAGGACAAACUAUAGGAAACCUAGCCAAGCUUUCAUGGCAAGAAGUAGCUCCAGUAUUGACGAAAAAGAGGAUGAAAAAGAAGAGGCAUGAUUUGCAAAAACUAGAAGGCAAUAGUAUUCAAAAAGAAGAAAAGAGGCUGAGAUUGAUUAGUGAAAAAAGUGCUGACCCUCUGAAUGUGUCUUCUGCUGCCCAGGCUACUAUACACACUGAAGAAAGGGACCCUUAAGCCCCAGUACCGACGAUCUUAACCCUGCUCCUGGUGAAUGCUACCGUGCAGGGUAGAUAAUGCACCUGGACUUGCUCCAUCAGCUGACAAGUGCCUAGGCUGAGCCCUAAGCUUUCCUUCAGGUACCUGGCUUUAGCUAACUCUGAUUAAUGCUUCCCUAGUCAAAUAUAGACGAAGUUGGGUUCUUUAUAGCUAUACCAGUAGAAUUCAAGCUCUACCAGGUCUUAUCAAAGCUAGAAAUAGAAAUGCUUUGAAUAAAGGCUGGUCAUUUAUACUGUAUAUCUGUCUCUCUGAAGACUAUCCUAGCUAAGGCUUGAGAGACUAAUUUUAAGCUUGGUCACAAGGUGAUUUAAGUUUUUUGGUCUUAAUUUAUUAGGCAGCAAUUCUUGAAUGUCGGUUAAGUCAGAGGAGUUGUGAUCUGCACUUGUGGGUUCCACAUUGAUGAAAUAACUGAUCCUUAAACCUAGGCACAUAUGGUCCUCCAGGUACCAUAUUUCAGACUGAUUUAGAGAGGUCAUCCCUUCGGCCUCUACUCUCUGUGGCUCUGGAUCUGCCAUGCUGUGGACAGAGAAAGGUGGUCCAGGGUUAUUAUGAUGGAUACAUAUAUAUAUGUAAGUUCCCAUCAUCCUUGUUUUGAGUCCUCUGUCAAGACUUCCUGACGCUUGGGCCUUCCCUGCUGCUGAGCUGUGGCUGGAUGCCUUUGCUAGGACUGUUUAUAGAUUCAUAGUCUCUGGAUCUAGGAUAAGGCCCAAGCCAGAGCAUGUCUGAGCAAGAACCAAUGGGAGCCCUUCUAAAGCCACAGUGUGAGAGAUUGAAGUAUUCCUAUUUCUUUUUCUGGCUCAGCUUUGCCCCCUGUUCCGAUAAAGGCUCUAGCCCCUCCCUCAGCCACCCCCCCCAGUCUAUGUGACUCAGGGUCACUUGUUCUGUGACAGCUGUGGCUCGCCUUACACAGGCUAAAUCGGGAGCUGGAAUGCGAGGGACUGCGUCACUGAAAUGCCCCUAGUCUCCUCCAUCCCCAAGUUAAAAUUAGUCUCCUGCCUAAGGAUUAAGGAGCAAAUAGUGCCUAAACUGUGAGCAACAGUUGGCCAUUUGGGGAGCAGGAGUUAGGAGUAUCCUAGCGGGGUGAGGAGAGACAAGACUUUCAUCUACCCAAGUUCUCAGCUAUCCAGAGAGAAAAGCAGUUGACUACCUAGGGAAUCACAGGCAGACUGAUUAAAGGACAGAAUAGGGGAAGGCAACACAACUAAGAAAAAUCUCAUAACCCAAAAGAGACCAAUAGCUACAGGCAGAUU
Messenger RNA from Monodelphis domestica (gray short-tailed opossum), 2216 nucleotides. It is a transcript of the gene DNAJC5G, whose product is annotated as DnaJ heat shock protein family (Hsp40) member C5 gamma. The record is from RefSeq and is a predicted model, not a curated record. NCBI's taxonomy places the organism in Eukaryota, Metazoa, Chordata, Mammalia, Didelphimorphia, Didelphidae.